Messenger RNA from Daphnia pulicaria, 1353 nucleotides. Its product is annotated as ovarian-specific serine/threonine-protein kinase Lok-like. Gene Ontology annotation, molecular function: protein binding; ATP binding; protein serine/threonine kinase activity. Bases 1 to 1353 code for a protein of 450 amino acids. NCBI's taxonomy places the organism in Eukaryota, Metazoa, Arthropoda, Branchiopoda, Diplostraca, Daphniidae. The record is from RefSeq and is a predicted model, not a curated record. Gene Ontology annotation, cellular component: cytoplasm; nucleus. The transcript has 6 exons. Gene Ontology annotation, biological process: mitotic DNA damage checkpoint signaling; protein phosphorylation.
AUGUCUACGUCGACGGUGAGCAAUUCCGAGUCAUCCACGUCGUCCUUCAGCAACAGCAGGACUCCUUGGGGUUGGCUGGUGUGGAACGAGCCCAAUGCAACGGUCGCCAUUCCCCUGUGGUCGACCGAGAACGGACACGUGGCCACCAUUGGACGAAAUGACCAUUGCACCGUGCCUGUCCCACCCACGCUCUUCGAAAACUCGCUCUUCCAGUGGAUUAGCCGCCAACAUUGCACACUGGAAAAGUUGAGAGAAGAUGGGAAAUUUACGAUUGUAAACAACUCUCCAAUUGGGACGUUUGUCAACGGAGAGCAACUCAAUUACUUUCGCACGCUGCCCAUCGAUCACGGCGACGUCGUCGCUCUCUGUUCCGCCGAGAGCGCGGCAAGCUUCACCUUUUACGACAACUACCACAGCUAUCUGGGAUAUCACCGGGACUUCAACAACAGAUAUCUCGUCCUGAGCAUCAUAGCGAGUGGGAUGUACGGCGAAGUUUUCAGAGCCAUCGUAAAACGCAACAACAGCGUUGUUGCCAUCAAGACUGUUCACGCAACUACAUGCGGGAGCCCGCAUGCCUGUGUGAUGGUGAACCCACGUGGCGUCGAUGCUCUGAGAAAUGAAAUCAGCGUCCUCUCACAGCUGGAACACCCCUGCAUCGUUAAGAUGCUAGACUCUGCCGGUAACUGGCCAUCAAAGAGAAUGUUUAUAGUUAUGGAGUUUCAUGGCGGCGGUGAUUUGCAACAGAGGAUGUUCGACUUUGCACUGUUUUCAGAGCCGAAUGCCAAGUAUUGGCUCGUGCAAAUGGUUUCGGCAAUUAGAUACUGUCACAGCCGCUCACCGCCCAUCGUCCACCGUAACCUGAAUCCCACCAACGUGUUACUGGCAAGCGCUGAUGAAUUUGCAACAGUAAAGAUUACUGAUUUGGGUCUAUCCAAGUUGGUAAACGACGACACCGUCUGCAAGACAUAUUGUGGUACACCACUUUAUUUAGCUCCGGAAGUUGUUCCAAGCGUCCUUCGUCGACCAUAUACGGAGGCGGUCGAUGUUUGGAGCAUAAGGGUGAUGCUGUUUCUAAUGCUGUCGGGUUAUAACCCUUUUGACCAAUCCAAUCAUUCUGCAAGCGAUUCGCUGUCCACAAGUGACUACAUUGCUAGAGGUAAUUUUUGGUUGAAUAACAAAUGGAAUUCAGUUUCUCUCGAUGGAAAAACGCUUGUCAAACAAAUGCUGCAAAUUGAUCAAAAAGAUAGACCAAAAUUAAAGGAUAUCUUGUCAUCUAUAUGGAUGACUGACAGCCACGUCAUCACCAAGGUGAAUAAAAUUGUCUUUGCGGCUACCGACACCAUACAUCAUUGA